Molecule: messenger RNA, 834 nt
Organism: Nicotiana attenuata
Lineage: Eukaryota; Viridiplantae; Streptophyta; Magnoliopsida; Solanales; Solanaceae
Exons: 1
Coding region: 1-834 (277 amino acids)
Source: RefSeq, a predicted model, not a curated record
AUGGUAAUUCCCGAAGAGUUUGCUAGACAGGGGAAGAGUCAAAAGGUCUGCAAACUACACAAAUCUCCAUAUGCUCUUAAACAUGCUCAUAGGCAGUGGAAUUUGAAGCUUACUGAAGCUCUGGCAUUAAUGGGAUUUGAGCAAAGUCACUAUGACUAUUCCCUAUUUACUAAGAAGGCUACAGGUGAUGUGGUAAUAGUUCUGGUGUAUAUGGUUUCCCUACUGGUCACUGGAAAUAAUCCAAGUCUGAUUAAUGAUACUAGGUGCAAACUGCAGCAGAGGUUCAAGAUAAACGAUCUAGGGGAGUUAAAGUUCUUCCUUGGUAUUGAAUUUGUAAGAUCAAAUAAAAGUAUUUUUAUGUGUCAAAAGAAAUAUGCCCUUGAGCUAGUUGCUGAGGCAGGUCUAGGAGGUGCUAAACCAGCCGGUAUUCCACUAGAACUAAACCAGGAACUCACAUCAGUAAAGUAUGAUGAAUGUGUCAAACAUAAGGAAUCAAGUGAGGAUAAGCAGGUUGAAGAUCCCAGUAGCUAUCAAAGGUUGGUAAGGAGAUUAUUGUAUCUAACUAUGACCAGACAUGACAUUGAUUUUGCAGUGCAGGUAUUAAGUCAAUGUGUGCAUUGUCCUAAAGUAUCUCAUAUGGAAUCAACAUUAAGGGUAGUGAGGCGUAUCAAAGAAGCUCCUGGUCUGGGAUUGAUUAUGCCUACAAGAGACACUGAGCAACUCACUGCCUACUGUGACUCUGACUGGGGAGCCUGUGUAGAAACAAGAAGAUCAGUCACUGGCUACCUAGUUAAGUUUGGGAAGUCUUUGGUAUCCUGGAAAUCCAAGAAGUAG